Pygocentrus nattereri (red-bellied piranha) is the source of this 4141-nucleotide messenger RNA. It is a transcript of the gene mtmr9, whose product is annotated as myotubularin related protein 9. NCBI's taxonomy places the organism in Eukaryota, Metazoa, Chordata, Actinopteri, Characiformes, Serrasalmidae. The record is from RefSeq and is a predicted model, not a curated record. The transcript is spliced from 11 exons. Bases 83 to 1735 code for a protein of 550 amino acids. Gene Ontology annotation, biological process: negative regulation of autophagy.
CGACACGAAUCUGCUCCGCCACCCGCGCUGUGAAGCUCUGAAGAAGUGAAAAAUAAUAGGGAGCAGUGUCAGGUGGAGCAGAAUGGAGUUCGCUGAACUGAUAAAGACCCCACGGGUAGAUGGUGUUGUUCUCCACCGUCCUUUCCUGCCCACAGUGGAGGGCACUCUGUGUCUGACUGGACAUCAUCUCAUCCUGUCCUCUCGACAGGAUAACACAGAGGAGCUCUGGCUGCUCCACUCAAACAUCGAUGCAAUCGAAAAAAGGUUUAUUGGAUCUCUUGGCACAAUUAUUGUGAAAUGCAAGGACCUGCGAAUUAUUCAGCUGGACAUCCCUGGCAUGGAGGAGUGCCUCAACAUCGCCAGUUCCAUUGAGGCAUUGUCCACACUUGACUCUGUCUCCCUGAUGUACCCUUUCUUUUACCGCCCUAUGUUUGAGGUCAUUGAGGAUGGGUGGCACUUGUUCUCUCCAGAGGAGGCCUUCAAAGAUCUGGAAUCAAUGACAGAUGAAUGGAGACUUAGUGAAGUGAAUAAAGACUUCACUGUCUGCCCCUCCUACCCAUCAUUGGUGACUGUACCCAAGGACAUAGAUGAUGACACUCUUUGCAAAGCUGCUGCAUUUCGCCAUGGUGGCCGCUUCCCAGUCCUCAGCUACUACCACAAGAAGAAUGGCAUGGUGAUGAUGCGAGCAGGGCAGCCACUUACUGGAACCAAUGGACGCCGCUGUAAGGAGGAUGAGAAACUGAUCAACGCUACACUUCGUGCAGGAAAACGGGGUUACAUCAUCGACACACGCACUAUUGCUGUAGCACAACAAGCUAAGGCUCGUGGAGGCGGGUUUGAACAGGAGGCCAAUUACCCACAGUGGAGAAGAAUCCACAAGGCAAUUGAGAGGUCCAAUAUUCUACAAGAAAGUCUGAUUAAACUAGUGGAAGCCUGUAAUGAUCAAUCUAACAGCAUGGAUCGCUGGCUUAGCAAACUGGAGGCCUCCAACUGGCAGAGCCAUGUGAAAGAGAUCCUCACUACUGCCUGCCUGGCUGCUCAGUGCAUUGACAGAGAGGGUGCAUCAGUACUUGUCCAUGGGACCGAGGGUACUGACUCCACACUGCAGGUGACCUCUCUGGCCCAGAUCAUCUUGGAACCAGCCUGCCGGACUAUCCGUGGCUUCCAGGCCCUGGUGGAGCGAGAGUGGCUCCAGGCAGGUCACCCAUUCCAGCAGCGCUGUGCGCAGUCUGCCUAUUCCAAUGGGAAGCCAAGGAGCGAGGCCCCGGUGUUCUUGCUGUUUCUGGACUGUGUGUGGCAGAUUCUGCGCCAGUUCCCUUGCUCCUUCCAGUUCAAUGAGCACUUCCUGAUCACGCUUUUUGAACAUGCCUAUGCAUCCCAGUUCGGCACGUUUUUGGGAAACAGCGCCGCUGAAAGUAGGGUGAAGCUGAAGUUGUCUCGGAAGACGGUGUCUCUGUGGUCGUGGGUAAACAGGCCUCAGGAGCUGGAGCGCUUCGUUAACCCACUGUAUGAACCCAACAGCUUGGUGAUUUGGCCCUCUGUAGCCCCGCAGAGUCUGCUUCUGUGGGAGGGUGUCUUCCUACGCUGGAAUCGCUCCACCAAGUUUCUGGAUGAGGCCUAUGAGGAGAUGGUCCAUAUUAUUGAGUACAAUAAGGAGCUACAGAAUAAAGUAAACAGCCUGAGAAGACAGCUGGCUCAGUUGGAGACAGAGGACAGCCCUCUGCAGACUCCAUAAGACAUUCAGUUCUAUACUGAGAAAUUUCACAAGAGUGGUACUCUUUGGAGUUCCUCUUCACCACUACUGAGAUUACUCUGUCCGUGCACGUAUGUCCACAUAUGUAGACCCAUCAGUCAUUACUUCUGCUUUCUUAGAAUCACAUUUUAUCCAUGUGUUUCUCAGUUCCUGUAUUGCUUAUCUAUAGUCUUGUUCCACCUAUAAUUCUUGCCCUUGCAUUUGGCCUUUACUUUGCUGAGGCUAAUCGAUUAGCUCUGGUACUGUGCCAAGCAGUUGAUCUCUGACUAUCGAACAAAUCUGUACUUUACACUAACACUAUUCUACGUAUUCAUGCCUCUCGAGCACACUAUAUGUUAUUGCUUUAAAAACAUGAGGUGCUACCUGCUUGAUGUUUUGUGAGUAGUAGUGGUUAUAUAGGUGCCUACACUAAACUGUGCCAUUGUUUCCACUUCCUGAGAGACAGUGUACAGUGUAACGAAAAGUCUUUUAAAAGGGAGAUGGUAUGACCUUGAGUUUGAGUAGCUGCUACAGACAUAGUUACUUUUGCAGGCUGUGGUUCAAAAGCAGUGUGGUAUCACAAACUCUUCACAAUGAUGACUUGUUUAAGAAAAGCACUUACCACAACUAAUAUAAGCAUUGUUCUUUUCUUAGUGAUGAGUUCUCCCCAUACUGGUAUAUAGAACCUUGCCGAGGUCAGUAUGAGCAUAUAGCGUGCUCUGUCUGCUGCUGAUUUAAGCAGUAAAACACUAAAGCAAGUGUGUUAUCAUGAAAUAAUAUCACGGCUGUGAUUUCGUUGCAGGCACAAGCUGAAUGUUAUGGCGAUAACACACGACCUCGAGUGUUGCUUUUAUACAACUCAGUUAAGUAAAUAAAGUAAGAAAUUAGGCCCUGCCAAAUUAUAGGUCCUUUACAAGCAGCUUGUAGCUACAUCAGAAUAGCAAGCUCCACUCACUCGCUGCACAGCCAUCAGUUCGUUCUCCAGUUCCUUACCCGAAAUCCCAAAACUGUCAUCACCAGCUUUUUUGUUUUUUUAUUGCAGCAGUUUUAUAGUUCAGUCCAAUUUUUCAACUCUGAAAAUUAGACUACACGUUUGGCGAAUGCUACUCAGUUAAUUUCUGGCUGAUUCCAGGUUGUUUAGUUUUUCUUCUUUCAUAGCUGCCGGCUGAAAAACUGCUCAGUGGUGAUGACGGUUUAGGAAUUUAGUGUACUCUCCUCUUCAGAGUCUGACCAAAUGGGCUUAGGUAAAAUGUAAACUUAGAAGUAUCCAUUUUCUGUCUAUGCGCAAAGUAAGAAGACAAACUUUCAAAUUUGAGCGUCUCCUACACCUGUCCAACCCGUUGCUUGGCAAUGGUGGAGUGAUAUCAUCAAAAAAACUAUGAUGUUAUGGCAAAAUAACAGCAUGAUUAAAAUACCUCUCAACCAAUCAGCUUGCAUGGCCAGAACUAACUGUUGUAUAAAUGCGAGAUAGAGAUAGAUAGUCUUUUGGGCUCUUAGGAAGCACAGCUGUGUUGGCUCUAUCUUUGCAAGAUUGCAAAUUCAGUGUUUGGUGAUGUCACAGCCAUCCAUGGCUGAGUUCUCUGGGUAGGUAGGAUGGCCAUGCUCUCUCUGAGUGGGUAGGAUAGCCCUCCCCCUCUCCCCAUCAAUCAGCAUCAUACAAGCUGACACAGGCAUCUGUUAUCUGACAUAACAGAAUUGGCAGUUAGCAUUCUCCUACAACUGUGUUUAACUAACCAAUGAUGUUACCUUAGCAGCAGUUUGAAAAGAUGUGGUGGUAGCUACAUAUGACAUGGAGGAAGCACAUGUUAGUCUUGACCCUCUCCUCCCACUGAAAAUAUGUUGUACAAACUAAACAAAAUACUUUGUUUUAUAUCAAUUAUAAACAGAAUUUCUCUACUAGUAGGUUGCAAUUUUUAGGCAGCAUAAAAGCAAAUGGGUGUUCUCUCGUCAACUGACCAUGAAACAGUAAGUUAAAUAUCUAAUUUAAUUCAAAUAUAUCUUUUAAUCUCUAGAGAGUGACCGUAUGGAAGAGAAACUUUCCAAUUGUCUUGUUUUGUAUAGGCUGUAUAACGUGUCAGUGUGACAAUGCUGACCUACUAGUAGAUGUAUUUUGACUUUCUUUUUUUUAUCCUUCUUCUUCAUGAACAAAACGUUUCAUUUGACUUGUAUACUAUUUUAAGACAUAUGUCAUAAUAGUCAAACUAUGUAGAAUACAUCAUUUUAGUACAAGUUGGUUAUGAGGUUUUGCUCUGUUUCUAUACGUUUUCAUCUCAUUCUAGACUUUAACCUACAAAAGGUUGAUUAUAGCAAUUUUUGGAAGUGUAUAUGCUGUAUACAGAAUAUAUUCCUUUUCUCUAUCUAGAAAAUGAAGCAAAAUUAAAUCCUGUACUGUGAUGCUGAUGGAAGGUA